This is a messenger RNA of Melanaphis sacchari, 2577 nucleotides long. RefSeq names its product exocyst complex component 3 (gene Sec6). The record is from RefSeq and is a predicted model, not a curated record. Gene Ontology annotation, biological process: exocyst localization; exocytosis. Gene Ontology annotation, cellular component: exocyst. Bases 222 to 2435 code for a protein of 737 amino acids. Gene Ontology annotation, molecular function: SNARE binding. Lineage: Eukaryota; Metazoa; Arthropoda; Insecta; Hemiptera; Aphididae. The transcript is spliced from 3 exons.
UUGUAAAUUAAUAGUAAUUAAUUUUAUUUAAAUUAUGUGAAAUUCGAUUUCAAUUUUGUUUUGAAUAUUUACAAUCCAGUUUGUAUACGUUAGCUAAGAUUAGCAAAAGGUAGUACUAAAGCCAUACUAUAUUACCAAACGAGCAGUAAAUAGCAUAUUGUACGUGCUUCCUAUUUUGUUACUCCGAUAUAUUAUUAGAUUUGGUGUAUUGAAUUGUAAAUAUGGACAUUGAUCAGUUGGGUAAUGAUGCUAAGUUGGCAGCAACAAAAUACUUUACAAAUAUGCUAAAAAAACCAGGACAAUUGGAAAAAGUUGAACAACUAAAGAACCGAAUAUCACGUAAAAAAACUUCUACCGAAGCAAUGUUAAAAACAGCCAUGCAAAGUCAAUUAGAUGGGGUUACAAUUGGGAUGGAACAACUGAAAGAUGCUCUGGAUGACAUAAGCAAAGUAAAGAUAUAUCUCAGUCAAACAAAACGUUCAUUUAUAAAUUUACCAUCUCUUGGAUACAAGUUGCAAGAUGUACGCACCAAGCAAAUGCAACAUUCUCAGUACUUGACAGCUAAUGAAAAUAUGAAGCACCUAUUCACUGUACCCGAGAGCAUUGAAAAAACUAAACAGUGGAUCAAUGAUGGAAAGUUUUUACACGCUCAUCAAUGUUUAAUAGACCUUGAAAACUCUAGAGAUGAUCUUUUAUUUGAAGUGCAUAAACUGCCUAAUCAAGCACCAAGUGAUAAAAUACUACUUAAAGCAUAUUUUGAAGAUGUUGAAGUUAUGUCCGAUAUGUUAAAAAAACAAAUAAAAUUAGUAUUGAGCAGAACACUAAAUACUGUUAGGAAAGAACCUAUGGUAAUUGUUACUGUUCUGAGAAUUAUAGAACGAGAAGAGCGUGCUGAUAUAUUUGCAUUACAGCGUCAUAAACAAUCUGGAUUUAUGCCUCCUAGUCGUCCAAAAAAAUGGAAAGAAAUGGCGUUUGAUGUGCUUCAAAAGUCAGUUGAUCAACGAAUAGAAGGUACUCAAGUGAAUGAACGAUCUGAUAAUAAAAUGUGGCUUGUAACAUAUUUAGAACUUUGUCGGCAAUUAAUUCUUGAGGAUUUACGAGUGGUUAAAACUCUCUGUGUGCCAUGUUUUCCACCACAAUAUGAUAUUUUUGAUAAAUUUGUUUUUAUGUAUCAUUCUAGUCUCUCAGCUAAUUUAAAUGAUAUAAUAUCAGAUGGAUUAGAAGGCAAUGAAUAUGUUACAAUUAUUUCAUGGGUAACUAACACUUAUCCUGGUAAAGAGUUAAUGUUACAUCCUGAAUUGAAUAUAGACAUUGGUAAAGUUGGUCCGUUACUAAAAUCAUCAAUUAUUUUUGAUUUACAAUCAAAAUAUUUAGAAUACAUUAAAGCUAAUUAUAAAGAAUGGAUGUUAAAAACAUUGGAUACUGAAAAAAAUGAUUGGUAUGCAGGUGCUUCACCUGAGGUUGGCCCAGAUGGAUGUUUUCAUACAGCUGCUCCAGUUAUUAUAUUUCAGAUGAUCGAUCAAAAUUUGCAAGUCACAAAAACUAUAAGCCAGCAUUUAACACACAAAGCUUUAUUAUUGAGUGUAGAUAGUGUCAGUCUAUAUGGUUUAUCUUAUAAAGAGGCUGUUAUAGAGUUCAAGAAAAAGCACUUUGAGGAUAGAAGCAAAGUACCAUUUUUUACACACUGCAUAAUUACUGUGCUCAAUAAUUGCUUACAGUUUAUUGAAUUAGCAUUAGAAAUGAAGCAGCACUAUUGGAGUAGUGAUUUUAAAGAUCAGUCAAGUAGUGCCUAUGAAAAAUUAAUUAAGACCUUCCAAAACCUCAGGGAUGAGGCAGCGCAAUUUCUUUUAGAAGAAGCCUUCCUUGAUCUUGACUCCCAUUUUCAAGACUUGAUAACUACUAAAUGGCUUACCAGCUUUAUAUCUAUUGAAACAAUUUGUGUGACAUUAGAAGAUUAUUUUCAAGAUUAUACUCAUCUAAAACCCAAAAAUUUAGAGUAUAUAAUAUUAGAAGCUGAAGAUAUAAUAGUGCGACGAUACAUAAUGGCUAUUCUGCAAAAAAAAUUAAAUUUCAAAACAUACGAAGAGCGUAGAUCAGCAGCAGAUAAAAUGACAAAUGAAGUAGAUCAAUUGAAAUCGUUUUUUAUGCGUGUGGCACCUUUAGUGACACGUGAUAAAGAUUCUCCUUUUGAUGCUGUUGUAAAAUUAUCUGAAGUAUUAAAGAGCGAAGAUUCUGAAAUAUUAUCAUUGGACUUGCACACACUUGUAAAGAUGUAUCCAGAUAUUACCGAAGACCAAAUGACAAGAUUAUUAGGUUUAAGAGGUGAUUUAAGUAGAUCAGAAAUACGUGAAAAAGUGCAGUAUGCAAUCCAAGGCAAUAAGGAGCUUGCAGGCACCACAUUAACCAAAAGUAUAUUCCAGCAAAUCCAUUUAUAGUGUAAAAAUAAUCAUCAAAUUUUUACAGUUUAAGUAAUUAUAGUUCAAGAAUUAUAUAAAUAAUACUAUUUAAAUAGAUUAUGUAUAUGUAUAUCAUUUGCAAUCAAUAUACCGUUCCUAAUGUGGUGAGCAAUACAAUAAU